Messenger RNA from Aureobasidium pullulans EXF-150, 991 nucleotides. RefSeq names its product Pre-rRNA-processing protein PNO1. Bases 79 to 843 code for a protein of 254 amino acids. The transcript has 7 exons. The record is from RefSeq and is a predicted model, not a curated record. Gene Ontology annotation, molecular function: RNA binding. Lineage: Eukaryota; Fungi; Ascomycota; Dothideomycetes; Dothideales; Saccotheciaceae. Gene Ontology annotation, cellular component: nucleolus.
CCCCCGCCGACUCAACACCCAUUCGCCAUCCGCAAUCACCACCACUGAAACCCACCCAUCACCGCAACCACCACAAAUAUGCCUGCCCCUACCGCUCUGCAGAGAGCCGACCCUGAGGAGAUCGCUCAGAACUUGCACGAUACACCCGUCGUCGCCAACAACGAGGACGAUGAGAUGCUCAUCAGCACCACCGACGCACCUGCCGUCCAGGCCGCCGACCAGACCGAGCAAGACACAGCCAUGACCGUCGACUCGCAACCCCUCUUCGCCGCUGAGAAGACCACCAACCAGCAACACCGCAGCGAGAGCCGCAAGGUCCCAGUCCCUCCUCACCGCUGGACUCCUCUCAAGAGCAGUUGGCCUAAGAUUUACCCUCCUCUGGUCGAACACCUUAAGCUACAAGUCAGAGUAAACAUGAAGUCAAAGGCUGUAGAGCUUCGUACAUCCCGCAUCACCACAGACACCGGCGCAAUCCAGAAAGGCCAAGAUUUCAUCCAUGCUUUCUGUCUUGGUUUCGAUCUUGAUGAUGCCAUUGCUCUGCUGAGACUGGAUGAUCUCUACAUUGAGACAUUCGAAAUCAAAGAUGUUAAGACUCUGCAAGGAGAACAUUUGGGACGUGCAAUCGGUCGCAUUGCAGGAAAAGACGGCAAGACCAAGCACGCUAUCGAGAACGCAAGCAAGACCCGCGUGGUACUCGCAGAUUCGAAGAUUCACAUCUUGGGUGGAUUCAAGAACAUCCACAUGGCACGUACCGCCAUUGUUUCCCUCAUUCUGGGUAGCCCGCCUGCCAAGGUCUACGGCAACCUCAGAACUGUCGCCUCGAGAAUGAAGGAGCGCUUCUAAUCGCAGCAACAAUCUUCACAAGUAAGAUCGAGGACGACAAGCAUGCAGUCAGGAGAAAACGUGGGUGCUUUUGGGAAUGAUGAUUGUUUCCCACUCCGCAAGACGAGCAACGGCGUUGGUGGAUAGGGGGUGUACCUUUUUUCGACAA